ACGCUUUACUAAAUUCCCAUGUUUUUCGUUGCAGAGCCGAGGUGCACGACGUUUGCAUGAAAGACACGAGGCAGGAUGUCCUGCACUGCUCUUAACAAGGCAAUCAAACGCACCUAAAGUUCAACGUUUGAUAAACGGGGAGACUGGAAACUCGAGAGGAAGUUCUUUGGAACGCACUGUUCCCCAACUAUGUUCCCAUUACAAAUCGACGGACAGAAACAGAUUGAGAACAUCUGAACAUGCUGUUCUCGCGUCCUGGAGGAACGCUGAAUUGCGUUCUUCUUUGAACCAACCCCCGCCCAUGGACCGACCGGGUGCGGCUCCUCUCGAAGGCCCUCGCGAUUCCCGCAAGAAGUCGUAUUCUUGCCCCUGGCGGUCUGUUCAUGCUCACGCGCGCAGUUCAUUUUCACGCCCUAGGUCGUCCCGUCGGUUCGUCGUUCUUUCUCAGUCUCUUUGUCACAGCCCCCCCGGGAAAGAAGAAACGUGAUGCUGCUGGUGUCAAACGAAUUUUUCAAGGCGGCAAAGAAGGAGGAGACAAGAAAAUCUGCACCUAAGAGCGUCUCUUCCGAUGGGAGAAGCUCGUAUCAUCUGUCGAGUUUGUCAGAAGCAAUUUUCGCAGUACACGUGCCCUCGAUGUAAUGCUCGCUAUUGCUCUCUUCCAUGUUACAAGAGGCACAGCCUUCAUUGCACAGAAUCAUUCAUGCGAGAAAAUGUGAUGGAGGAGCUACGCCACAUCCAGCCUGAAGAUGAAACAAAGAGAAAAAUGUUGGAACUCCUCAAAAGAUUCCAUUUGGAUGAGUUAGACAAGCCAUUUGAAAUAGAAAUUGACAAAGAUUCCCUACUAUCUGAGGAUACCAUUCAGAAGGUUCUGAGAGGAGAUGCAAUGAGUUUAGAUGACCUUUCUAACGAGGAGAAAAAGCAGUUUCAAAGAGCAGUAGCAUCUGGUGAGCUAGGCAAGCUUAUAGAGCCUUGGAGACCUUGGUGGUACAAUCCUUCUGCAAGAACAAUCUCUCUCAGUCGUGAAGGAGCGCAAUUGGUUCAACCAAUCAUUGCUGGAGAAAGUACUUCCUCUGGGCGAGGGAGAGAAAAUGAUCCAUGUGAUAUUCCUCCAGGACCUGAAGCUCCACUGCAACCUCUCAGUGAACUAACGUGCAGUGAUCCAUCACCACUGCUAGGAGUGCAUUUAGUUGAUAUCAUAUAUACUUAUUGUUUCACCCUUCGUCUCUAUAAUGGAGAAUGGCAGUCUGACCCACUUGGUGCAUCAUUGGUUGUCUUAAAUAUGUCAUCUGUUUUGGGUGAAGGUGGACAACCAGAAACAGUGGCCGAAGCCUUAGCUUGGUGCCUGGAGAAGACCUGUUCACCAGCAUAUAGAGACUUGGGUGGCUUACAUUUUGGUUUGGGUCUCUUCGAUGAUGUGGUUUGCUUAUUAUACUUGGGGACACCUGCACUAGUGACUAUGUUAUGUGAUUUGAAAAGAUUGAUUGAAGUGGCAAUUGGGGAGCCCAAAUCUAAGAGACAUGAGAAGGGAAAGACAAAUAGCAGAAACAGAAGCAAGUUAAGGAGCACAUCCAAGAAAGUAUAUUUUCUUCUGUGCUGGGUACAUGAGCAACCUCGGGAAGCAUGGCCAUCAUUGGCGGCUGCUGUGGAGUUGGAGAAAGCUGCAAUUGUGUCUUCAAGCUCAAGAGAUGGGCGUCUAAAUAUACAAGGGAAGACAGGUAGCAAUCAUAAGGUUCUUAUUGAGGAGGUCUAACGAGAGACCCCUGCUUGGGUAAUUGGCAUCAGAAAUCUGCUAUCAAAGAUCUUCCUGCAAUUCCAUUUUAUGGUCUUUGUGUUUUUUGUAAAUUACAGAUGUAAUUGAAAUACUUGGAACUUGGAACUUAAUGGUAUUGGUAGGUAGACCUCAGGCACAAAUGUAAACUUUCAAGGUAGAUUGUCUGUGAUGUACUAAAAUAUUUCUUGUUGAUUAUACUUGUGACA
Messenger RNA from Nymphaea colorata (pocket water lily), 1977 nucleotides. RefSeq lists its product as uncharacterized. The transcript has 6 exons. The record is from RefSeq and is a predicted model, not a curated record. Bases 569 to 1750 code for a protein of 393 amino acids. NCBI's taxonomy places the organism in Eukaryota, Viridiplantae, Streptophyta, Magnoliopsida, Nymphaeales, Nymphaeaceae.